GGAUUUCAAGUUGAAGACACAAAUUCUCGAAAGGUGGACAAAAAUGACUCAUAUCUUCGCAUUCUAAGCAAUUUAGUUAUUGAUGCAUGUGGAUUGCACAAAUUGAUUGCUAGGACACAACUUAAACCGGAAGACACAUAAUUUGUCCCACGGAAACAGGAAUUACAGUCGAAACACUGAGCGUGAAAAAAAUUUCAAUAAUCACAAGUUUGCCGCCCACUCAACAGUUACAUGAUGAAAAUAACUUGAUGAUAUCAUCUUGAUCCCUUAUCUAUACCAAAGAGUAAAAACAGCCAGAUCUUGUGACCAAGAGGUCCAACUAAGGAAGAUGGAUGGUUCUGUUCCCUCACCCAUGUCAGACACUUCUGAUGUUGCUACAGACAAGCCAUACAUCACAACAACUAUGACUAUACGCACCAGAGGUAUGGAUGCUAACAUAACACUGUGGCAGUUUUUACUUGAACUGUUGCUAAGCAACCAGCAUGAUGACAUCAUCCAAUGGACGCUUAAUGAGGGUGAAUUUAAGUUGAUCAAUGCUGAAGAGGUAGCCAAGCAGUGGGGCCUCCGUAAAAACAAAAACAACAUGAACUAUGAUAAACUGAGUCGAGCUCUUCGUUACUACUAUGACAAAAAUAUCAUUAAGAAAGUGAUGGGCCAAAAAUUUGUGUAUCGGUUUGUAUCAUUCCCCGAAGUGAUCAAAACUGAGAAUAAAAUCCCUUUCAAACAGAAGAUGGAGAGCAUCCAGCAGGAACAGAGAAAUCUUCAGGCUGCUACAGCUCCUGUGCCUGGCUUCUUGUCGUUUAAGCCAUAUCAAGUGAAAGGAAUCCCACCUGCAAAGACAUGCAAUUCUAGUGGCAUUCCAGAGAGCAUGACAUCACAUUGGACUCUACCUAAGACUUCCACUCAGGUGAAACACACUCAAUCAGAACAGCUUAUAUCCCAAGCUCAAGCACUCAUGCCAAAAGUCGAGCCAAAAUGGACUGCUGCUCCUGUACAGCAGCCAAAUCAAGACAAUAUGACAGUGCCCCCUAUAUUUAAUCAUACAUUCAAGCUGGAGCCAAUGCCAGAUGACUCAAUUCCAAGAAUACUUAUGUCUGAUGGAACAUUCAUGUCUCAACUUGAACAGCCUCAAUUUGAAACAUCUCAGCAAAUGUUGACAGAGUCGACUGGGUUUACUCUGUUACGCAAUGGUGCUAGUUCACAGUUAGCUCCUCCACAUACUGGUAUACCCAAUGUUACUAUAGACUUGGUACAAUCUGCUAGUCCCAAACAUGAGAUACAACAAGUGCAAGAGAUAAAUAGAUUGAAUUAUGUUUCCCAAGCUAGUCAAAUGCAACAAAGUCCUUCUCUCUCACAGGGACAACAUAGUCCUGCUCUCCAACACAAGUUACAUAACCCUGCUCCCCCACAAAGACAACAUAGUCCUGCUCCCCCACAAAUGCAACAUAGUCCUGCUCCCCCACUAAUGCAACAUAGUCCUGCUCCCCCACAAAUGCAACAUAGUCCUGCUCCCCCGCAAAGGCAACAUAGUCCUGCUCCCCCGCAAAGGCAACAUAGUCCUGCUCCCCCACAAAGGGAACAUAGUCCUGCUCCCCCACAAAGGCAACAUAGUCCUGCUCCCCCACAAAGGCAAUAUAGUCCUGCUCCCCCACAAAGACAACAUAGUCCUGCUCCCCCACAAAGGCAACAUAGUCCUGCUCCCUCACAAAGGCAACAUAGCCCUGCUCCCCCACAAAGGCAACAUAGCCCUGCUCCCCCACAAAGGCAACAUAGUCCUGCUCCCCCACAAAGGCAACACAGUCCUGCUCCCCCACAAAGGCAACAUAGUCCAGCUCCCUCUCAAAGACACAGUCCCCGCCCAAAUCAUAGACAUAGUCCUUAUCCCCAACAAAGACAACAUAGUCCUCACCCCCAGCAAAUGCAACCUACCCCUAGUCCUCUAUCUAAUCCAUUAUCCCAGGGCACUAGCACAACAAUCACAAGUACUACAAGCAAACCUAAGCCAAUCCCUAUUCCAAUCUCAAAUAUUGGGUCUGGCCCACUUCCUAGUCCUAAGAUUAACACACUUGCACCUCCAGGAUUUGCUAUGUCCACGUUACCAGUGCCCAGUCCCAAAUUUCCCUCAUUAUCCACACCAAUCCUGCUAACAAGCCCUUCUCCCUUGACCCACCAGCGCACACCAAUCAUGCCCCUCCACUUCUGGAGUUCACUCAGCCCUCUCAUCACCCUAAGUCCCCGCAUCAGCAUCAACAACACUACUGCACAACAAUUCCAAUUCCCUGGCAACUAUCUGUCCAAUCAUGUUGCAUUUUCUCCCAUGGCGACUGGUGUUCCGACCUUCACAAACCUUGAGAGUUUGAACUCACCCGUGUUUGUCACUUCGCCUACUAAAUCUAUACCUGUGCAACAGUGA
Molecule: messenger RNA, 2413 nt
Organism: Owenia fusiformis
Lineage: Eukaryota; Metazoa; Annelida; Polychaeta; Sabellida; Oweniidae
Source: the annotation of a GenBank genome assembly